This is a messenger RNA of Pseudomyrmex gracilis, 4735 nucleotides long. RefSeq names its product WASH complex subunit SWIP (gene SWIP). Gene Ontology annotation, biological process: endosome organization; endosomal transport. The coding region runs from base 92 to 3352 and encodes 1086 amino acids. The record is from RefSeq and is a predicted model, not a curated record. Gene Ontology annotation, cellular component: WASH complex; endosome. Lineage: Eukaryota; Metazoa; Arthropoda; Insecta; Hymenoptera; Formicidae. The transcript is spliced from 2 exons.
UGUCAACCUUUCUGGAUGCAUCAGUGUUAAUAACCUUGUAGCACACACUUAAACAUCAAUGCAAUUAACUUAAAUACGUGAGCUCCUAAAAAUGAUAGAAGCAUCAGGAACUUGGAAUUCAAAGAAAGAUGAGAGCAUUUACAAGGCCGCGGGUGCUAUGCAUUUGCGAAAAUAUGGGGAGUUUUUUGAAGAUUUAGUGGAGAAGUCUCGGAUGAAUGAGUCCGUGCUGGAGUACAUUACAGAAGGUCCUCUUCGCCUAGUUUACAAAGCGGAAGAGGACAUCAGUAUCCUCUCUUUGGUGGAGAUGGAGAACAAGGUUCUGUCCAAGUUACUAGCGGCUGUGGCGGGAACAUGCAGAGAAAUCAGACUGCUCAAAAAGGAAGCUACUGGCUUCUAUGGAAAACUUCUUAUACAAGGAGAGAGAUGUACAAACGACGAUCUCACUGGUAUAACUAAACUCCUCUCCAAUCUUCAGAAUCUCUCUACCUUUGUCAAUCGGAUGUCAACUGUCAUACAUCUCGCCAUACAACAAUUGUCAAGCUUAUCUGGUACUUUUAAUGAGAUUUACUUGCCUCCUCUGAUAGAAAGUUUUAUAGAUCUGUUUGUAAUUCUCAUGACUUUCGAUGAGAUUGUCGACGUGCAGCCGGCGAUAGUAGAGCAAUGGAAAAACUACAGAAUGCACGUGCGUUCGAUGAUGCACAAUUCAUCGCAGUUUGGCGUUGCCGAGGCGAAAUUAGAAACGUUCGAUCACUUACUUAAGGAUUUGCAGGAGAAGCUAUUACGGAGAAAUAUGUUGUUGAAGGCGAUCGAGCACGUAAUGGACGUGAAGAAAGGUGCGAUGAUGAGCGAGCAGAUUACUAGCUAUCUGAAAACCACGAUGACAGAUGUGGAGACUAAGUCCAAUGAUCAUGCCAUGUUGAAUAAGAACUGGGUAAGAGCCAAUGUUGGUAUCGCAGUGGUGAUAAAGCUAUUCGGCACCUGCGACAAGAAACUGAUCAAGAGAGUGUUGGAAGCAAACAAGAAAUUUUAUGCAGUCACGUUAGUAGGGAACGUAAUGUGGGUUCCCAGUAAAUUCCUGAACAACAUUGUACCAAAAGAAACAGGUAAUGUCGUGAGUCCACAGGUGGGCGAGAAGAUUCUACAGGUAAGAACGCAGAGAUUGUCGGUCGUGGUAAGCAAUCUAAUACAGCGAGCGACAACUUGGUGCGUGGAAAUGCAAAACAUUCAGACGAGAAUAAAUCUUCAGGUAUCGGACAUCGGACAGAAGCAUACGCUGUUAACAGACUUGCUGUUCUUGUUAUCGCAGAUACGUGAAACGGUCUCAUUCUUAACGAAUCUACACGCUCUAUUGUUGAAACCAAUGAGUCGCAACACCGUGCAACUGAUCUGCAAACUUGUGGAAUUACAAAAAUCUUUGCAAACGACGUUUUACUCGCUCGGGCCAAUCGUGGUGCAAUCGCAAGCGCAAGUGCUGCAAUAUCUGGCUUAUUAUGUAUUAGCUAUACUAGAAACAGUGCGCAAAGGCCUUGUUCAGAAAGACAAGGGCUAUAGCAAGGAACGACUAGACGCGCUAUCUCUGAUAGGGUUGAGCAUGCGACUAAUAGGCGGUCCGGCAAGCGCGGACAGACGAUUGUUGGUUCAUUGUGCGCUGUCGUGCGCCAGUCAACUGGCUGAUAUUUGUCGCGAAGAAGAUGUAGUGAAGCUGCGGUAUUUGCUGGACAGCUACGACAUCGUGGCGGAUUUGCACGAUUUGGUCGACGAUCUUGGCGAUUACUCAUUGUUGCUGCAUCAUCAGAAUAUGCUGCCCGCGUAUCUGUCCUCGGUUGUUGAGAGUAACACCAGCAUAUGCCACAUCACUCAUCUGUUCGCUGCGUUUAACAGCGCCGUAGAAGAACAAGAAUCGACUGAAUUGAGAGAAAAAUGCAUAGAGGAGCUUCGAGCGAGUUUGGUGAAAAAUGUGUUGAAACCGGCUUGUCAUGAAAUCGAGACCAGCUUACGGCUGCACGUUCACGCUCACCUUAAGUUGGAUUCCAUGAAUCCCUUCAACAUCGGUGCCAAAGACAGCGGGAGAGUGGUUCGAAUUCCGUCUUUACUCCUGGCUGAGAACAUGGUUUCUACCAAAAGAUUCGUCGAACAUUAUCUAGACGACAUGUUUUACAACUUGACAACAGUGGCCCUGCACGAUUGGAGAACCUAUCGAACAAUGCACGCGUUAGCCAGCUAUAAAAUGGGCCUGGAUACGGUACAGGACCAUCUGCCAACUCAGACACUCGAGCAGGGUCUGGACGCUCUAGAGAUCAUGCGUAACAUCCACGUGUUUGUGUCAAGGUAUCUGUAUAAUCUAAAUACGCAGACGUUUGUGGAACACAGCAGCGGCAAUAAACAUCUCAACACCAUCGGUAUCCGUCACAUCGCUAACUCGAUUCGCACUCAUGGCACCGGCAUUAUGAGCACCACGGUGAACUUUGUCUAUCAAUUUCUGCGUGUCAAGCUGCACACCUUUUCGCAGUUUCUCUUUGAUGAGCACAUCAAGUCGCGAUUAAUGCGCGACAUCAGAUUCAUUCGGACGCAACGAGAAGCGGGCGCCACUCCAUAUACGUACGAGCGAGCCGAGAAAUUUCAGAAGGGUAUUCGGAAGCUAGGUAUGACAGCCGACGGGCUGAGUUACUUGGACCAGUUUCGCCAGUUGAUCACGCAGAUCGGCAACGCGCUCGGCUACGUACGAUUGAUCCGUUCCGGCGGCCUUCAUGCCAGUUCAAACGCAGUGUCUUUCCUACCGAACAUCGAGAAAACGGUGCCGUUCGAAUCGUUAUGUCGCGAACUGAACUACAGUGCCACGACACAAGCUGCAGCCAGACGCCUGGAAGACGAUAUCGCCGAUUUGGUGCGCAAUUUUACCGAGGGCAUUCAAUAUUUUAAACUGCUGGUGGACGUUUUUGCGUCAGCAUUUCGUGAUACAAAAUCUUAUCACUUGCAACAGUUUUACGCCAUCGUGCCGCCGCUGACACUCAGCUUCGUCGAUAAUUCUGUGUCCAAUAAGGAAAAAAUGUUCAAGAAGAAUCAGACUGGCGCGGCCUUUACCGACGACGGUUUUGCCAUGGGUAUUGCCUACAUCAACGCGCUUCUCAAUCAGAGCGCCGAACUGGACGGUCUGCAUUGGUUCAAAACAGUAGAGCAACAUAUCACUCAGGAGAAGCUCGCCGCCGAGAACAAAGACGAUCACGGCGACGAGAAACUUCAACAGACGAGAGCGUUGACGCUUAAACGUCUUGCUGAACGAUACGCUGAAUUCGAGCUGCUGUACUAUAGUUUAUCUGGCGCCAGAGUGUUUUUCAAGCAGUCUGAUGCAUAAUGUAAGAUACCUGGCGAUACAUUGACAUAUUUUGAUGCUUCUUUGUGAUACUAGAUAUAAUUGAUUAUUCAAUCAAUUUAUCGAUUAAAAAAAAGACAAAUGUAUAUAGAAAGUAAAGGUACUCUAACUCAGCAUUUUCUAAAUUUAUUUUCAUUACAUAUAUUUGCUAUCAUAGCACAUGUAAAUAUAAUAAUUUAGAGUUUCUCUUUCACAUUCUCUCUUUUUUAUAUAUUUAUAUACGGAGUAUCCCGUCUAGAGAAAAAUUUGUUAUAUAUCGAAAUAUUUUGAUGCACAGCGCGCGCUAUUGACGACGGGAAACUCUAUAUAUUGCGUCAUAGUGUAAUGUACGCAUUAUUGUUACAAUAUCAAAUUUCCAUUCAAUAAAUAAUGGCUAGAUUUGAAUGACUAGGAUUCAUUACAUCUAAAGAAGGUGCGAUGGCACACACUAUUUGUGGUAGUAAGUAAAAUCAAAGAAAUAAGUGUGUAUGUGUGUGAAGGCAUUUAAAGCACAGUGGCCGCGUUCAGCAAAACAACUGCUGAAUUAUCCUCUUGUCAACACCAUGAUGUAAGAAGACUGAAUGAAUGAAAAAAUGAUGAUGAUGAAUGAAUUGAUGAUUAAUUGAAUUGAUUUGAAUUUGAAACAACAACUUGAUCGGCUGUUUCGCCAUUAUGUGCAACGAAUCAUCUUGUCUUUUUACAUCAUGGUCAACACUAGCGACGUUAAUUAGUUAGUUCUAAAAGUAAGAGCUAGUCACGUUCGAUUACUACAAAACAACUUGUGCUGCUGAACGCAACCAGCGUUUCAAGUUUCUUUGAAUCUGGUUGUUCGUUACAAUAGUGUGACAGAAUUCACAGCACUGAACUCGUAUAAUAGCAAGUAUUGUAGAAUUUCAACAAAAUACAGCAGGCACAAUGUAUAUCUCAAGUAUAAUAAUAUAAUAUAAAUUAGUAUUUCCUCAUUUCCUACAUUUCUAAUAAAUUAUUAUGUUUCUUAACAACAAUAACACACUAUAUUAGAUAAAUACAGACAUAUAUACACAUGAUAUAAAUUAUUUUUACAUGUUCGAAAAAAAAGCGAAACCAAAUCGCAUAUUGUGCAUGUAAAUUUUUGCUUGCCCUGUCACACACAUUCAAGUGUAAAAAAAAAAAUUAAUUCUGAUUUUUAAGUUGCAAAUUUAAGUUGAAAUUAAGUGUUUUUUCUAUCUCCGCACGAUACUUCUCUGAAAAUAUCGCUCGAUAGUUUUUUGCGAAACUUCAAAUGUCAAAGUUUUUAAACAAUUAUACGUAUUUUAUAUGCAAUAAUAGGAAGAAUCGCAACAUACAGUAACAUACCUAACAAAGUAACAUACGUUACAACAAAAUAUAUACAUACAUAUACUUUGA